GAUGCUCCGGGGCAGCGGCGGCCGCGGCGCCGCGCGGGGCCAUGGCGGCCCCGGACAGCUGCGUGAAGGUGGCCGUGAGGAUCCGCCCGCAGCUCCCCAAGGAGAAGAUAGAGGGAUGUCACAUCUGUACCUCAGUGACACCUGGCGAGCCCCAGGUGCUGCUGGGGAAGGACAAGGCCUUCACCUACGACUUUGUCUUUGACCUGGACACAUGGCAGGAGCGGAUCUACACAACAUGCAUGGGGAAGCUCAUUGAGGGCUGCUUCGAGGGCUACAAUGCCACCGUGCUGGCCUACGGGCAGACUGGAGCAGGGAAGACCUACACCAUGGGCACCGGCUUCGACAUGAGCAUCUCAGAGGAGGAGCAGGGCAUCAUCCCGCGGGCCAUCAGCCACCUCUUCAGCGGCAUCGAGGAGCGCAAGCGAGCAGCCCAGAGCCAGGGCGUGGCAGCCCCCGAGUUCAAAGUCAGCGCCCAGUUCCUGGAGCUCUACAACGAGGAGAUCCUGGACCUGUUCGACAGCACCCGCGACCCCGACGCUCGCCACCGCAAAUCCAACAUCAAAAUCCACGAGGACGCCAGCGGGAGCAUCUACACCACGGGGGUCACGUCACGCCUCAUCAGCUCCCAGGAUGAGCUGAUCCAGUGCCUAAAGCAAGGAGCUCUUUCCCGCACCACUGCCAGCACCCAGAUGAACGUGCAGAGCUCCCGGUCCCACGCCAUCUUCACCAUUCACCUGUGCCAGACAAGAGUGUGUGCCCGCCGAGAGCUGGUGAAUGAGGAGGUGAGCAGCCUUCUGGAUGGAUCCCAACCCGCCGCUGAGUACGAGACCUUGACAGCCAAGUUUCACUUUGUGGACCUGGCUGGCUCGGAGCGGCUGAAGCGGACGGGUGCCACUGGCGAGAGAGCGAAGGAGGGGAUCUCCAUCAACUGUGGGCUGCUGGCCUUGGGGAAUGUCAUCAGUGCCCUUGGAGACCAGAGCAAGAAAGUCGUGCACGUGCCCUACCGUGACUCCAAGCUCACCCGUCUGCUGCAGGAUUCCCUCGGGGGCAACAGCCAAACCAUCAUGAUUGCCUGUGUGAGCCCCUCGGACCGGGACUUCAUGGAGACCCUGAACACGCUCAAGUACGCCAACAGGGCUCGCAACAUCAAGAACAAGGUGGUGGUGAACCAGGACAAGACGAGCCAGCAGAUCAGCGCGCUGCGGGCCGAGAUCGCCCGCCUGCAGAUGGAGCUGAUGGAGUACAAGGCAGGCAAGCGGGUGAUGGGGGAGGAUGGCACGGAGGGCUACAGCGACCUGUUCCGUGAGAACGCCAUGCUGCAGAAGGAGAACAGCGCCCUGCGCAUGAGGGUCAAGGCCAUGCAGGAGGCCAUCGACGCCAUCAACAGCAGGGUCACCUACCUCAUGAGCCAGGAGGCCAACCUGAUGCUGGCCAAAGCAGGUGACGGUAACGAAGCCAUUGGCACCCUCAUCCAGAACUACAUCCGGGAGAUCGAGGAGCUGAGGACAAAGCUGCUGGAGAGUGAGUCCAUGAACGAGUCCCUGCGGCGCAGCCUCUCGCGUGCCUCCGCCCGGCCCCCCUACGCCCUGGGCGCCUCCCCGGGCACGGGGCUGGCCGGGCUCUGCAGCCCCGCGGCCCCGCUGGACACGGAGGCCUCUGACGUCCUCCGGCGGGCCAAGCAGGACCUGGAACGCCUCAAGAAGAAGGAGCGGCGGCAGCAGAGGAAGAGCCCGGAGAAGGAGGCGUUUAAGAAGCGGCAGAAACUGCAGCAGGAUAAUGGGGAGGAGACGGAUGAGAAUGAGGUGGAAGAGGAGGAGGAAGAACAGGAUGAGAGUGGCUGUGAGGAAGAGGAUGGGCGUGAGGAUGAAGAUGAGGACUCGGGCAGUGAAGAGAGCCUGGUGGACUCGGACUCGGAUGCAGAGGAGAAGGCCGUGAAUUUCCAGGCUGACCUGGCGGACCUGACCUGUGAGAUUGAGAUCAAGCAGAAGCUGAUUGAUGAGCUGGAGAACAGCCAGCGGCGUUUGCAGACCCUCAAGCACCAGUAUGAGGAGAAGCUGAUCCUACUGCAGAACAAGAUUCGGGACACACAGCUGGAGCGGGACCGGGUCCUGCAAAACCUCAGCACCAUGGAGUGCUACACGGAGGAGAAAGCCAACAAGAUCAAAGCAGACUACGAGAAGCGGCUGAAGGAGAUGAACCGGGACCUGCAGAAGCUGCAGGCAGCCCAGAAGGAGCACGCUCGCCUGCUCAAGAACCAGUCCCGCUACGAGCGGGAGCUGCGCAAGCUGCAGGCAGAAGUGGCCGAGAUGAAGAAGGCAAAGGUGGCGCUGAUGAAGCAGAUGCGGGAGGAGCAGCAGCGGAGGCGGCUGGCGGAGACCAAGCGGAACCGCGAGAUCGCACAGCUCAAAAAGGAGCAGCGCCGGCAGGAGUUCCAGAUCAGGGCUCUGGAAUCUCAGAAGCGACAGCAGGAGAUAGUGCUGCGGAGGAAAACCCAGGAGGUGUCGGCCCUGCGGCGCCUGGCCAAGCCCAUGUCGGAGCGGGUGGCAGGCAGGGUGGGCCAGAAGCCGGCCAUGCUGGACUCGGGCGCCGAGGUCUCGGCCAGCACCACCUCCUCCGAGCCCGAGUCCGGCGCCCGCUCCGUCUCCAGCAUUGUGCGCCAGUGGAACAGGAAGAUCAACAACUUCCUGGGAGACCCCUCGUCCUCCAUCAAUGGGGCUCGGCCCCCCAGGAAGAAGUUCCCUAAGAAGGGAUCGAGCCAGACCUUCAGCAAAGCUGCCCGCCUCAAGUGGCAGUCACUGGAGCGGCGCAUCUUUGACAUUGUCAUGCAGAGGAUGACCAUUGUCAACCUGGAGGCAGACAUGGAGAGGCUCAUCAAGAAACGUGAGGAGCUGUCACUGCUGCAGGAGGCAUUGCUGGGCAAGCGGGCAAAGCUGCAGGCAGAGAGCCCCAUGGAGCAGAAGGGUCUGCAAGAGCUGAACGAGGAGAUCGAGGUGCUGGCGGCCAACAUUGACUACAUCAACGACAGCAUUUCAGACUGCCAGGCCACCAUCAUGCAGAUUGAGGAGACCAAGGAGGAGCUGGACUCCACAGACACCUCAGUGGUGAUCAGCUCCUGCUCCCUGGCCGAAGCCCGGCUGCUGCUGGACAACUUCCUGAAAGCCUCCAUCGACAAGGGGCUGCAGGUGGCCCAGAAGGAGGCGCAGAUCCGGCUGCUGGAGGGGCGCCUGCGGCAGACGGACGUGGCCAGCUCCUCGCAGAACCACGCCCUGCUGGACGCCCUGAGGGAGAAGGCUGAGUCCCACCCGGAGCUGCAGGCACUGAUCCACAAUGUCCAGCAAGAGAACGGCUACACCAGCACGGAUGAGGAAGUUUCAGAGUUCAGCCUGGCCUCAGAUGGGAGCAUCUCCCAGUCUUUCACCAUGAAGGGCUCAGCAAGCCAGGAUGACUUCAAGUUCAAGGGAGAGCCCAAGCUGUCGGGGCAGAUGAAGGCAGUGUCAGCUGAGUGCCUGGGACCCACGCUGGACAUCUCCACCAAGAACAUCACCAAGUCCUUGGCAUCUCUGAUGGAGAUCAAAGAGGACAGGAUUGGCUUCUCCAUCCGAGACCCCUAUUACAAGGAGAAGGUGUCCCGCACCAUCAGCCUGCCCACGCGGGGAAGCACCUUUCCCAGGCAGUCCCGGGGCUCGGACACUUCGCCUCUGACAAGGAGGAAAUCCUAUGACCGUGGGCAGCCUGCCAGGCCUGCAGACAUCGGCUUCACACCACCCUCAUCCCCACCCACCCGGCCCCGCAACGACCGCAACGUCUUCUCCCGUCUCACGAGCACCCAGAGCCAGGGCUCUGCCUUGGACAAGUCUGAUGACAGCGAUUCCUCUGUCUCGGAGGUGCUGAGGGGCAUCAUUAACCCCGUGGGUGGCACCAAGAACGCCCGGACAGCCCCUCUGCAGUGUGUCUCGGUGGCAGAGGGACACACCAAGCCUGUGCUCUGCCUGGAUGCCACCGAUGAGCUGCUCUUCACUGGCUCCAAAGACCGGAGCUGCAAAAUGUGGAACCUGGUGACAGGCCAGGAGAUCGCUUCUCUCAAGGGCCACCCAAACAACGUGGUUUCCAUUAAGUACUGCAGCCACACGGGGCUGGUGUUCACCGUGUCCACGUCGUACAUCAAGGUGUGGGACAUCCGUGACUCGGCCCGCUGCGUCCGCACCCUCACGUCCUCUGGGCAGGUGAUCUCUGGGGAUGCGUGUGCCAGCACCACCACCCGCACCGUCACCAGCGUGCAGGGCGAGCACCAGAUCAACCAGAUCGCGCUCAACCCCUCGGGCACCGCGCUCUACGCGGCCGCCGGCAACACCGUGCGCGUCUGGGAGCUCAGCAGGCUGCAGCCCGUGGGGAAGCUGAGUGGCCACAUCGGGCCUGUGAUGUGUCUCACAGUGAACCAGACGGCGAGCAACCACGACCUGGUGGUCACAGGCUCCAAGGAUCACUACGUCAAGGUGUUUGAGAUCACGGAGGGCAUGGCGGGCAAUAUUGGCCCCACUCACAACUUCGAGCCCCCUCACUACGACGGCAUCGAGUGCCUGGCCAUCCAGGGAGAUGUCCUCUUCAGCGGCUCCAGGGACAACGGCAUAAAGAAGUGGGAUCUGGAGCAGCAGGAACUUAUCCAGCAAAUCCCCAAUGCCCACAAGGACUGGGUCUGUGCCCUGGCCUUCAUCCCCGGCCGCCCCAUGGUGCUGAGCGCCUGCCGCGGCGGCGUCAUCAAGGUGUGGAACGUGGACACCUUCACCCCAGUCGGGGAGAUCAAGGGCCACGACAGCCCCAUCAACGCCAUCUGCACCAACUCCAAGCACAUCUUCACUGCCUCCAGCGACUUGACAGUGAAGCUCUGGAGUGGGAGGAGGUUGCCUGCGGGGUCAAACUAGGAACUGCAGAAAGACUGGAAGGCGUGGGGGCAGGGUGAAGGGCAGGGUGCCUCCCCCUGCUAUCAGGACUCAGUCACCUACAGGAGCUCAGCCCAGGACAGGGAUUUCUUUGUGCCUGACCCAACGGGGUGGACAAUGCUGCAUUUGGUGCUUUGAGCACUGUCAGCUCCUGUGAGGAAGCAGCUCUGUGGGGCACCAGCAGCUCCACCUGCCCUCCUGCUGAGGCUUCUCCAUGGUUCUCCAGUGAGCAGGAAAUGUUUCAUCCCUCCUUUCGCCCAUCCUGCUGUAAGGACUUCUGGGGGUCAGGGAUCCCUGGCUCCUCCUGAGCCCCCCAGUUCCCUCCUGCCACUGUGGGCCCUGCCGUGCUGUGCUGCUCCCGGGCUGGUUCCUGCAGGAGUCGUUCUCCACUCCACGAGGACAUUCGGUGUCUGCUGGCCAGGACCACAACACAGAGCCUGCUUCUCUGGAGCCAUUACUUGUGCUACACCUCUGCUGUGGGGACUACAGAAGGAUUUCCUGGUACUCCUGGCCUUCCCUAUCCUCUGUGGACCUGUCCCCAGUGGUCAGAGGGGUGCACCUCCAAGCUCCUUUGCCAUGUCCCAUCUUGUGAGGCACGGCAAGCCUGGGAAGAUCUCCACUGGGCAACUUCCAGACAGACCUGCUGCCGUUCCCUUUGGCAUUCUCCAAACCCCAGUUUGUAAACUCAGCUGCUCCGUGGCUCUUCCCCACAUGCCCAGCCUGCUCUGCAGUGGGAAGGGCUGCUCAGCCCUGCUCUGGACAUCGUGACCUCCAUCAAGGGUUUGUGGUGGGUUCCUGCAGCGAGUGAACCCCCUUGAGACGGAUAAAUGAAGCAAGAAUGGAGGUUACAGGGCAAAAAAGCCAAGGCUGUGUUUGUCACCCCACUGCUGUGGCUCUGUCUGUCCUUCCCUUAGGUUCUGCCCUCAGCCUGGACUGCAGCUUGCCUGGGCGUGCUGGCUCGAGGAUCCAGGGAUGGAGAGGAGCCAGCAGGGCACGGAGCAGCCCGAGUGCACUGCGGCAGGAGCAGGGGGAGGGGGUUGCACACACGGAUCUCGCACAAGUGCCCCGAUUCCCCCUGUGCUCCAAGGACAAUCCUGCAGUGGAUCAUCUUGCACAAUCUCAUCUCCUUGAGAGUGUGGGGGCUCUACCCAGGAGUGUUUCCCCAAGGAUGCACAUUCUGCAGGCUCUUUCUUCUGUGUCUCCUGUUCAAGGGGGGCUGGUAAAGGCCCUGGUCUCACACUGGAGCUUCCCUCCAUCUCUCCUAUGGCCCAUUGGACCAUCCUGCUCUGCCCUGCCCUAGGCUCUUGUGGGAUGGCCAAGGAGACCCCAGGAUGAGUCUUCUUGCCUCACACGCUCUCCUUUCCCCUUUGUCACAGAAGAAGCAGCACUUGAACUCAAAUUUAAGGAUUUCUCCAUGUGAUCCCACCAGCACUGAACUGGGAUCUUGGAGAUCAGGGGCUCCAGGACCUGCCCCAUGAAGCACAGACCAUUUCCCCUCUGCUCUCUCCAACCACGGUGAUACCUGGACCAGCCCUGGUUCUCAGUGUUCUGGCUGGAGUGAGGGGAUUCCUCUGCAUCAUGAAAGACAGGAGUAUCUCUAUUGAUUUGGUGAGGGAGGGGGGGUUGCCUUUUUUGGGAAAAUUCCAUCCUGCUGGCUUGCCUUGUUAGAGGGUAAAUGGUACGUGUGUGUGUGUGUGUGUGUGUGUGUGUGUGUGUAACCCUGCCCAGGACAGUCCCUGGGCCCUGUGAAUGUGGCUGAGCCCUGCACAGGCAGGACUGAUGGAGAGGUGCCCAUCCAUCCUGUGUGACCUGUGGAACUGAGGGUGCAGCCAAAAAUGCACAGAGACCUCAGCACCCAGUAGCACACAGACAUGCGGGGCUGGAGGAGGUGUCUGCCCCCCAGGCCUAUCUUGGAGAGGGUUUCUGCACUCAUUCCUCAGCUGGUUUAUCCUUUGCUUGCCUGGAGGGGCUGUGUGUGUGGAGGGUGUCUCUGGUAGAGUGUUGGGCUGUGGCCUGGUGUCAUGUGUGAAUCUGUGUCUGCUCUGAGAUCUGCAGUGCCUGCCCUGGAGCCUUCACUGCUCCCUGCUGCUAUGGAGGAAGGGGGCUCUGGGGCACCUAGGGUCAGACCUGCCUUGCCUUUUGCCACCAAAACCUUCCUGUGUGCAGGCUACAAGUGCCUGCUUGGUGUUCCAGGGCUGGGUUUAGUAUUUCAGGACUGGCUGACCAGUCCUGGAUGAUGCUGAACCUCUCUUGCUGCUGUGUCCAGCAGCGUGUUGAGGGGCUUCCAGGCUCUCACAGUCCCUGGAAGGAGGGAGCUGAUGCUGGGGCUUUGGUGUCCUGAGCAGAGGAGGUUGAAGUGAGUGCUGUCCUGAUUUAGGAACAGGAUUCUCCAAUUUAGCUCUCACGAAAACCUUGCACUACUCACACCCCCAGCCCCAGCAGGGUGGAGAGGGGAAUUGGAGGCACAAAAAUGAAGAUCUUGGGUUGAGAUAAGAGCAAUUUACUGGAAACAGCAGUGAGAUAAAAAACAAACAGAAAAACAGGAACAAUAUUAAUAACAAAAGUACACAAAAGCGAGAAUGAUUCAUAUGCAGAAUGCUCACCCUGGAGCCCAUGACCUGACCACAGCCGUGUUUUACUGACCAGAGCAGACCUCUGCAGAAGAGAAGAAAUGGAUUCUGCCCCUGUGUAUGUCAGUGGUGUCAGGGUACAUUGUGUGUAAAGCCUUAUACUCCUGUGGCUCUGCUGUGCCAGCCUUGCAUCCACACAGUCCAGCAGGGCCCAUUGCUGCUCUCCCCAGCUGGCUGGAGGCAGGGCCCCUGUAGUUCUUGUCAUGGUACUCCCUGCUCCCUCCUUGCAGAUGUGAGCUGAAGGGGCAUUCAGGAGGAUCAGAAGUGACACAUUUUAGUCCUUCUAUACUGUCUGAGCACGUGUCUGCUGGAAACUUGAGUGGCAUUUAUCCUUGAAGAACCUCCUGCAGUUGUUGUUUUUCCUCUCAAUGCACACCCAUGCUGCCAGGGCAGAGGUGGGUUUUCCAUCCCACUUCCUCUUGUCCUCUCUGUGGUCAUGCAGGUAAAACCAUAGGUUGCCUUGUGGUGUGUCCCCUCUCUCUCGAGGGGGCAGCUGCUCCCUGGGCUGUGCUGGUGUGACAUGGGACAUUUCCAGAGUCCAUGGGCUGGGCCACAGUCUUAGACAGUCUUUUUACACAGUGGAGACACAGGUUGGUAAGAAGGAAAAAAGAUGAUCAUCAUCAGAGCUGGGGAGCCACCUUUAACUCUGUUCUCCUUCUGUUGGCAUCAGUGCCAAGGAGCCUGUACAGCCUUCUGCCAGGUGGAUUGUGCACUGGACCCCAUCUGCAUCUGCAGGGGACUGCUGGUUUUUUGAGUCCUCUAACACAGCAAAUUCCCUCAGGUGCUGACUACUUUCUCCACAAUGUUCCACCUGCUCGGGAGCACUACUCCAUCAUCCUUGAGGGAAUACCUUUCCCUUGACAGGAAUUGCCUCCAGAGGCUGAGUGCUUCUGUCCUCCUCCCAGUCCCUUUGUCAGUGCCCGCAUCCCAGGACAGGGAUCCCACCUGCUUGGCUUCACUUCCAUCCAGUUCCACAGCCUGGGCUGUGAUACCCCAGCACGGGAGCAGCUGGGUCACCAGGGGCUCAACCCGACUGGCAGCUGAAAUCUCUUCACAUCUCAGCUCACCUGGGGAUAGGGAUUGGGUGAACUUCUCCAGCCCUGCCUCUUCCUCCUGUUGUGAGGGCCCUGCUUCCUCUUUAUCCCUCCCUGUGCAAACUGAUUUGGUCUUGGAUUUCCUCUUCUGUGCAGGUACUGCUGCCAGCAUGGGUUGUUCCCAUGGUUCAGCUGCAGUUUGAGUGGCCACGGUGCCUGUUGCUCUGCUUUCCCUCUCCUCCCCCUGAGGCUGCUGUCUAGUGAAAAGCAGUGUCUGAUAAAUGCUAACCAGGACCCAGCACACUGCAAUGGGUCUCUCCUCACUGGAACUGCCACAGCAUUCUCCUUGCAAAUGCUCUGUCACUUCUACAGCAUCUUGUGCUUGUUCAGGGGGACACUUCCAAACCAUUGGAGGAGAGAAUUUCUUCCAAAAGUGGCCCAUUUGCUCCCAUGUUCCAUGCCAGUCAUGACUAUUCCCCAUCAGGGUAGAUCUCUGAAUAACCUCCCUAGAACUCCUUUUGUUGACUCCAAAGAUUAUAUAGACUGUUCUAAAGGCACCUGGCAAAAAUAUGAUUUCUUUAACAUCCAAAGGGAAUUCAGAACUUUAAAAGCUGUUUUAACAGGCCUCAAGGGGGAAAAGACUGGGGAAAAUCAUCCUCCCUGUUCCCCCCAUGGGUUGGUCAUGCUGGUUAUUAAUGGAGUCCCAAAGGUAGUGCCCAAGGUACAAGAGGCAUGCUCACGACAUGUCCCAAAUGACCCUCACUGCCCUUGAUGUUAUCAUGUCAUAAAGUGAUAUCCCACAGUACAUCAAGAGAGCAAUGCUGACCCCUCUCCCUGCCCUGAGAAAGAGCACUGUGAUGGGAACAUACAGAAAUAUGUACAGGGUUAAGUACCCACAUGAGCACACCAAGCAACAUUUUGAGCAGUGGCUCAGUACCUAAUACAGAAAAUGUUUAGAUCAAAUUUGUUUCCAACCCACUCUGGGCAGAUUUGUUAAUCUCAACCAUUCAAGCCCUGCCUUGGAUGCAAAAAAAAAAAAAAAAAAAAAGCUGUAGUGGUUUAAGAAUGGUAUUACCCAAUUUAAUGUUCCCACAACUGUGCACUGCCACAGCCCCCAUCUCCUUCCUUCCCCAUGGUGCAACAGAGAGGAGGAUUGAAGGCAGAAAAGGUAAAAAAAAAAAAAAUCAGAGGUUGAGACAGGAGCAAUUGACUGGAAACAACAAUGAGAUAAGAAAAAUUAACAGCAACAAUAUUAACAACAAAAGUGUGGAAAAGAGAGCAAAUCCCAUGCAAGAUGCUCACUGCAGUGCACCCUACCCUGAUGGGAAGAGAUCCCUUCCCCUGCCCCAGCAGUGAUGUGAGGUGGUACAGAAGAACCUCUGGGUUCUGGCCACAUCCCCUCCUGGCUGGAACCAGGACAGGGGUGACUGUGAUCCCACAGCUCUGUGUGUGUGUGUGUGUGUGUAGGUCUUAGAGCCUGUGUGGGUUGAUGUUUCUCAUCAAAAGAGCAUUUCUUGGGUGUUGAUCUGGUUUAGCUACCUCACGGUGCAAGCUGGGUGCUGUCGUCAUUGGGUUUCGUAUUGGGGAUGGGGUGGGGAGUUUGUGGUGUAAGACUUUUGAUUUUUUUUUCUCUUAAUUAUUGUUAUUGUUAUGGUUUUGACACUUGAAUUCAUGCUGGGGACAGGUGGCCUCACUCCCACCUUGCUGCACAUCUGAGCCAGCCCCUGCGUUCCCCUUCCUGUCUCCUCCUGGGCAGGGCAGCAGGGCUGCAGUCCCCUGCACUGCCAGCUCCCACCUUUGCAGUGGGAUCCCCCAGCACAGCUGCAGCACCGAGGUUUUGCUCCCAUUUCCAGUGGGAUUCCUGGUCUGAGGAGCUGUGGUGUUGGCGUUGGUUAUUCAGUUGACUGGCAGCCUGGAUGUGGCUCCCAUGGAAGGGUGGAAAGGGACCUCUGAAAGGCCCAGCUCAGCCCACAUUUCCUCCUCUGCUCUCACAGAUAUUCUCUGUGGAUGCAAUGAAGUUUUCGACUGGGAAAUGUCUGUGCAAAGCACACUGCUGGGAUGGGCUGGUUCCAGCCCCCGCUGUCCAGAGCCUGCACAGCUGCAGGGCAGCAGGGACUUGGUGCUGUCAAAGCCUCUGCUGCAGCUGGGGAUGCUCUGUGAGAAGCUGAUUCUGGUGUGUGGCGUUGGAUUUUUCACUCCCCAAACCUGUAGUGUCUGGAUUCAGUCCAAAGCACUGAACACAAGCAAGGUUGGCCCUGGAGUCCCCAGCUUUGCCUGCUCGGGGCUGGGAGCUGCCCUGGCACGGGGAGCCUGGGGAGCCCCGAGCCACACGGUCAGUUUGGGGUGCAGGUCCUCCCAAACAGUAAAGCACAAGGUCCCACCUGCAGGUGGGUCUAGGAGGGGUGGCCCCUUGGACUCUGCCCUUCAGAGCUCGGAUGGAGCAGGGGCUGGGGCAGCCGAGGAGGAGGAGGCGCACUGGGGCGGGGACUGUGCCUGCCAGUGGCUGUGGGUGAGCUGUUCCACCCCUGUGCACUGUGCUGGCUGCUCCCUGGAGCUCAGGGGCCUGGCUGCACAACUGAAGUUCCCUCUGGUGGUCUCAGAGCCCCUCUGAGAGCCCCUCCAGGCAGGGACAGUUUGGAGCUGCCUUUGUACCACGCACCUCAUUUUUCUUCGCCCUUGGGCACCUUGAUUUGUGACAAGGGUGGGUGUGAUCAUGCCUGCAGUCCUUCCUCAAGCUGCUGGGUUAUGCUUUUUUCCCCAGAGCCUAGCCCUUGCUCUGGGGGUCUCCUCAGCCCCAGCACACAGGGGCCAGCUCCAGCCUCCAGCAGAGGGUGCAGGGCUGCCCCGGAGCUGAGCUUUGCACAACAGGACAAGAGUCAGGAGCCUAAAAGCACUGGAUCCCCAAACCACUGUGAGCCCCCCUGAGCAGUGUCCCCUCCCUGUCACCUGCAGCUCUGAUGACACAGGAUGGGCUGGCCAGCAGCGAGGAGUGGGAGCUCUGGGGUCCCAUCCUGUCCCCCCCAGCUGUGUUCCUCCCCACCACCUCUGAGCACUGCUGCUUUGGGGUCUCAGUUGCUGCCUCCUGCCUUGGUGCUGCAAAACCAGUGCCUGCUUCCCACGGUGCUCUCCCAGUGCCCCACACCAGUCCUUCCCCUGCCCCACACUGAAGGAGUCCAGGUACGAUCCCUGCCAAGCACAGGGUUCCAGCCUGCUUCCCACAGGCUCUCUGGAGCUUCACUGUCCUGCAGGCUGCUUGUCCUGAGCCCCCCUCACCCUUCUGGGAAGGGACGAGGACCCCCAGCCCCUCCAGGUGCUGCAUGGUGCUCCAGCUGUGACUGGAACAGCGGCCAGCACAGACCCAGCUCCCAGAAAAGUACAGCCCUGCACCUUCCUCCUGCCCCAGGGCUGGUCCCCUCAUCCAUCACAGCCCUGCCCUGGUUCCUGCCAAUUGCUCCUCCCGGCCUGGGACCCCCAGGUCCAGCCCCACCGCAGGCUGGGGCAGCUGCAGCACUGUGUCACCUGCUCCAUCACUCCUCUCCGCACAAGGAGCACAACAGCAGAUGCCUUUUCACACUCGGAGCUUUUCUCAGAGGCCAGCUGCUCUGCAGGCUGGUGUUGUCUCCGUGGGGGUUGUGCAGCCUGGCCCCGGCCCGGCUCUGUCAGAGCACGAGGUGUGUGCGCGUGUUUUAUACCUUGGUGUGUUCCUGUAAAUAGUGUAAUAAGUUAUUGUGGUCUCCUGCUGUACGUUUUUCAAUGGCUGUGUUUGUUUCUUGCCUUUUUUGUCUUUGCAAAUAAAAUGUUCUUGACAUGAA
Prinia subflava (tawny-flanked prinia) is the source of this 12413-nucleotide messenger RNA. It is a transcript of the gene KIF21B, whose product is annotated as kinesin family member 21B. The transcript is spliced from 35 exons. Lineage: Eukaryota; Metazoa; Chordata; Aves; Passeriformes; Cisticolidae. The coding region runs from base 42 to 4919 and encodes 1625 amino acids. The record is from RefSeq and is a predicted model, not a curated record. Gene Ontology annotation, biological process: microtubule-based movement; spindle elongation; mitotic spindle organization. Gene Ontology annotation, molecular function: microtubule motor activity; microtubule binding; ATP binding. Gene Ontology annotation, cellular component: microtubule associated complex.